Molecule: messenger RNA, 7066 nt
Organism: Entelurus aequoreus (snake pipefish)
Lineage: Eukaryota; Metazoa; Chordata; Actinopteri; Syngnathiformes; Syngnathidae
Gene: col4a6
Product: collagen, type IV, alpha 6
Exons: 49
Coding region: 141-5270 (1709 amino acids)
Cellular component (GO): collagen trimer; basement membrane
Molecular function (GO): extracellular matrix structural constituent
Source: RefSeq, a predicted model, not a curated record
GCAGAGUUGAAACGCAGCAGCCGGGAGAGCUCAGAAGCAACUUCGCCGCCGUGCAACUUUUGAUGACAGGUUCGUUGGCGCGGUGGAUGAGUGGCUGGCAAGUGCUUCGCCUGUGAAGAUUCGGGAGUCCGUUCCCCACGAUGAAGCUCCUGGUUUGUGUGGUGGCAGUCGCCUUGGCGGUGAGAUCUACCCACGCAGGGACCAACUUUGACGAGCCGUGUUACGGUCUGGACUGCAGCAGAGGAUGCAGGUGCAACCCAGAAAAGGGCGCCAGGGGUCGUCCAGGGCCGCUCGGUGAAGUGGGUCAAAGUGGACCAGAGGGUCCUCGCGGCAUUUUAGGGCCUUCAGGUCCAAAAGGAGAGAAAGGCCAUAUUGGACUAAAAGGACCGUCUGGCCCAAAAGGAGACAAAGGUCCAAUGGGAGUACCAGGAUUCCAAGGAAAUGAUGGAGUCCCUGGUCACACCGGUCAGCAUGGUGGCAGAGGAUCUCCCGGACUGGAUGGCUGUAACGGGACAAGAGGGGAACCUGGAUAUCCCGGCUUUGGUACAGGAGGGCCCGGACCUCCUGGAUUCACCGGUCCUAGUGGACCAAAAGGUCAAAAAGGAGAACCUCGAUACAUAACUGAUGGUGGCGAAAUAACUGGUUUGCGAGGUUUACCAGGAGAAGACGGUCUACCUGGUUACCCAGGUCCUAAUGGUCCAGUUGGCUUUAUGGGUCCACCGGGUCCUGAAGGGUUCCCAGGCCCACCUGGUCCUCCCGGUUUUCCAGGACCAAUGGGGAGUCGUAGUGACGGAUAUCAAGGCGAAAGAGGGGACAAGGGCGACGUGGGCCUUCCAGGGCCGAGUGGUACUCCAGGCGAUGGGUCACUGAGAAGCGAACAAACGCUUACUAUCUACAAAGGAGACAAGGGGGAACCUGGAAGAAAGGGGGUCAGAGGCUUUCCAGGAGGUCGUGGUCUUCCUAGCGCUUUUGGUUUUGCCGGGGAGUUGGGAGAAAAAGGCAUUCCCGGAUACCCAGGAGCAAGAGGUCCUCCAGGUUUUAAUGGACCGCCGGGUGUACCUGGACAACGGGGAUACAGAGGGGAUCCAGGAUUACCUGGGCAGCCAGGAUACAUUGGACCCAAGGGAGACCAAGGAGAGCCUGGAAUCCCAGGACCUCCUGCGUAUGUCAGCGGUCCUGGCACUUAUGUUCAAGGUCUACAAGGUGAACCAGGUUUUAAUGGGCGUCCAGGUGCCCCUGGUGACCAAGGAACUCCAGGGUUCCCAGGACCACCCGGCCCACCAGGAAUUGGGGGUUUUGGUCCAGGUCGCCCAUCCAGCCAGGGCUUCCCAGGGACCCCAGGCCCAAAGGGGGAGAAAGGUAGCCCUGGUGUAGCUGCAUAUGGUUCUGAAGGAUUCCCAGGCUCCCCCGGAAAUCCAGGGUCCCCCGGCUUUCCAGGACCUCCUGGACCUCCUGGCUCCUCCGGCCGGCCCAGUGAGCCCUGCGUCAUCUAUCCCGAGGGUCCCGACAGGCCCGACGUAACCCCUGGCACUCCGGGUUCUCCAGGGCUGCCAGGCCCUCGGGGACUACCGGGUAACGUAGGAUAUAAGGGUUAUCGAGGCGAUCCUGGUGACUGCAACUGUCUUGGAGGUGGCUCCUCAGGGCUGUCCGGGCCCCCUGGACUGCCGGGUGCGAAUGGCAGCCCAGGCUUUCCUGCAUCAAAGGGUGAGCCCGGUGAUGGCGGUUCACCUGGCUUCCCCGGCCGUCAGGGAUCCCCUGGUCGGCCUGGUGAACAGGGCUUCUUUGGCCGUAAGGGAGAAAAGGGAGCAUCUUCCUACACAAACUUCGGCGGGGGUGGGAAGGGAGAGCUUGGAGCGACAGGACCCAGAGGACCUACUGGAGAAACCGGAAAACCAGGCAGGGAUGGAUCACCCGGCUACCCCGGAUCCCCCGGCCCACCUGGGGACGGUGGCUACGGCACGCGUGGAGAAAAAGGCUUCCCAGGGUAUCCAGGUGCUAAGGGUCGGCCUGGAGGGCCUGGCGAGCCUGGCCCUGGCUAUGCGGGUACACCUGGUUUCAGAGGAGAGCCUGGAGACCCUGGUUUUUCUGGGCUGCCGGGGCCACCAGGUUUGCCUGGACCAAGAGGUGAAAUCAGCUGUGGAGAGGUUAUUGACGACAGAGAGGGAACGGGCCAAGCGUUGCCCUGCUUCGUACCUGGUGAGGCCGGAGAUCCAGGCUUCCCUGGUGUUCCUGGACGGCCAGGUCCCAAAGGUCAACCAGGCUUCCCAGGGGGCUCUGGACGUCCAGGGUUUGAUGGUGCCAAAGGAGAGCGAGGAGACCCUGGUUUUGGAGGGCAGCCUGGACCACAAGGUUUUCCCGGACCCAGAGGGGAUCCCGGAGUUCCUGGCAUUCCAGGACAGAGUUUCGAUGGGGCCAGAGGGAAGGCUGGUGUUCCUGGGCGCCCCGGAGGUAAAGGCCAACCUGGCGAAGUUCUGGGAGCCACGAGGGGAACUCCAGGUCGGGAUGGUUUUCCUGGAGUCCCUGGAGACAAGGGACAGCCUGGGACACCAGGAAGUCCCGGAUCACCCGGUUUUGACGGGCGCUCAGGUGUUCCUGGCCUUAAGGGAGAACGUGGAGUAGAUGGUCUUCCUGGAUUUACUGGUCCUCCUGGACCCCCCGGUGACCCGACCUUUGGCAUCCCUGGUCCACCAGGACCCAGUGGCGGCAACGGCCCAAGUGGACCACCAGGUUUUCCUGGUAGGAAGGGUGAACGAGGAGACCCGGGCUUCCCAGGACCUGCUGGUAUGAAGGGUACCUCAGGGCUACCCGGCAUCCCAGGCUCACCAGGGCAAAGGGGACCCCCUGGGCCUGCAGGACCAGGAACCAGAGAAGGAUUCCCAGGAAUACCGGGAAGGAAGGGCGAAAGAGGUUUUCCAGGAGCUAUGGGCUUCCCAGGACUCUCAGGCCGUCCUGGAACACCAGGAUUUCCUGCAGGAAAAGGACUGGCUGGGGAGCCUGGAAGAAAUGGACUUCCUGGCAGGUCUGGAUACCCCGGACAGAAAGGUGACCGAGGACUGCCUGGUCCACCGGCCCCUCCAAUUACAAUUACACAGACAAGAGGAGACUCUGGAAUCCCUGGAACCAACGGACGACCCGGCUUCCCUGGAGCCAGAGGUGACAAAGGUCUGCCAGGCCUGCCUGGUCGACAGGGUCUGCCUGGACUUCCAGGUUUCGCUGAGCAGAGUAAAGGGCAGCCAGGACAACCAGGUUUUCCUGGGCAGCCUGGCUUUCCGGGCGGUCCUGGGCCUAAAGGUGAAGCUGGAAUCAUGGGGUUUCCUGGCAUGUCUGGACCAAGAGGAGAUGACGGCGGACCCGGAAUCCCUGGUAACCCUGGGCAGUCUGGUCGCCCUGGUAACAAAGGUCUGCCCGGAGACUCUUAUGGCUAUCCCGGUGCUCAAGGACUCAAAGGGCAGCCCGGAGACCCUGGAUUUCCAGGUGGACGUAGCACCAAUGGCGCUCCUGGUAAUGAUGGUACUCCUGGAAGUCCCGGUUUCCCUGGAGGGAAGGGAGGGCCUGGAGUAGCUGGACGUCCUGGAAUAAUGGGUUCACCUGGCUUUCCUGGACCAAAAGGUCAGUCGGGAUACCCUGGUAGAAGCGGGCCAGAUGGGACCCCUGGUCUGCCCGGAGGUCCUGCAGGUCCUGGACCCAAAGGUCUUCCUGGACCUCCCGGUUUGGAUGGACUUAAUGGCCUUCGUGGACCAAAAGGCCUUCCUGGAACGCCUGGUGUGAGUGGAGGAAGUCGACCCGGUAACCCUGGCAUUCCGGGAUCAAAGGGCGAGAGAGGUGUCUCCUACCCUGGAGGACCAGGCUUCCCAGGACAGAAGGGAGAGAGAGGAGAGUCAGGUGGUCAGGGACCUUCGGGAUUUCCCGGUCGAUCCGGCCUACCUGGUCAAUCAGCUGGCUCAGACAUUCCUGGACCAACGGGAGAUCCUGGCCUCCCAGGACUAGAUGGAGAGUAUGGCCUGUCUGGUCCUCCAGGGCCUCCUGGUCCACCUGGGCCAGGCACGGACCAGGGGGAUCGAGGUGAUCCUGGGCUCCCUGGCUUUCCUGGAAAUCCUGGCAGGAAGGGAGAACCAGGGUUUCCUGGAGGCCCCGGACUCCCAGGAAGUCCUGGCUUCAAAGGACUACCAGGAGAUAGUGGUAUCAGCGGCAGUCCAGGUAUCAAAGGUUUUCCUGGUGACCCUGGUUACUAUGGAGGCAAAGGAGCCAAGGGAUUCCGAGGCCCUGCGGGUCCCAAGGGUCAGCGUGGUGUCUCAAUCUCAAGGAUACCUGAACCUUAUGAACAAUCGUUUGGAGAUCCAGGCGUUCCAGGUCAACCUGGAACUCCUGGCUUCAGCGGAGAGCCUGGUCAGCCUGGAUUGCCUGGACGUUCAGGUCCAAAGGGUCGGCCUGGUUCUUCUGGUAAACUGGGCAGGCCUGGUUCUGGUGGUCUUCCAGGACCAAUUGGUGACCCUGGUCCUCCUGGUUUCCCUGGAGCCAGUGGAGAUCAAGGCCUUCCCGGUGGUGUCGGUCGGCCCGGCAAUCCCGGGACUUUGGGUCGGAGCAUCAGUAUUGGCUACACUCUGGUGAAGCACAGCCAGAACGCGCAGGUUCCAAUGUGUCCUCAAGGCAUGGCCAAGCUGUGGGACGGGUACAGUCUGCUGUACGUGGAGGGUCAGGAAAAGGCACACAACCAGGACCUCGGUCAGCCAGGGUCCUGCCUCCCCAGGUUUAGCACCAUCCCUUUCCUCUACUGCUCUCCUAACGAGGUGUGCUACUAUGCUAGCCGCAAUGACAAAUCCUACUGGCUCUCCACAACUGCGCCCAUUCCCAUGAUGCCCGUAGCCCAGAAUCAGAUACGAUCUUACAUCAGCAGGUGUUCUGUCUGUGAAGCGCCAUCUCAGGCGGUAUCGGUUCACAGCCAGGAUUUGACUAUUCCUAACUGCCCCCCUGGCUGGAGGAGUCUCUGGAUUGGCUACUCCUUCCUUAUGCACACGGCGGCGGGGGCUGAGGGAGGCGGUCAGUCACUAGUGUCCCCCGGUUCGUGCCUGGAGGACUUCCGCGCAACGCCGUUCAUCGAGUGCAACGGGGCCAAGGGAACCUGCCAUUACUUCGCCAACAAGUACAGUUUCUGGCUGACCACGGUGGACCCCAACCGCGAGUUUGUCUACUCGCCGGACCAGGAGACCCUGAAAGGAGGCCAGGAGCGCUCCAGAGUCAGCCGCUGCCAAGUCUGCAGCAAAGUCUUGUAGGAGAGGAAUGGAUGGAAAUCUUCCAAUACAUGUACACCAGCAAGAACAUGUGACUGAAAAGAAGCCUCCUUUGCUUCAGGAAAGUUUUUAUUUGUGGUAGGAAUGAAUGGUUUAUUGAGGGUGAAAAACGAGGAGUACGGCAAGAGAGAAGGUUUCCACUCUCCUCUAGAUUAUCACUGACAAUAUGGUGCUAUUGUUUGUUUGUGCCUUGUGUUGUUUUUAUUGUCUUUGCUCCUGUUACCAUUCCCCUCUCCCUUGGAGCAUGUUCCUUGACGCGCUGCGCCUGCAUCAACUGAGUCUGUUCUUGUUUCAAAGCUGAUUUUCCCGCAACAAAAGUAAACUUGUAGCUUGCCUUAUAGUUUACGUUGCUUCUAAAAGCUAUUUUUUCCCUAGUGACAAGGCUGUCAUUCAUGUAAACUGACACACCUCAUUAGUCUGCCAACACAAAAAGGAAUACGGAAUUGCUUUUAUGUCAACGUGGCAACAGUAUUAUUUGGGAGAAGUUUGCCCUGACUUGUUUGUGUCGCACAGCACUUUUUCACUUUUUUCACACUUCUUUUUCAACAGUUUUUUUUGUUUGUUUUCAUGGGCAACAAGACUUUUUUUGCAAAAUAGUAACGUCAGAAAAGAUUUAUGGCAAACUCGCCUCAGGUGCUAAAUGAACACGCAUGCAUUGAGUCAAAUAAAAGCAGCACUUUUUCCAACACAUCUAGCCAACACCAGUUAUGGAUGACUUGAAUGAGGCCACAAUUUCAUAUAUUUUGCACUGACAAUGUAUUGGAAUAAAUAUGACAAACAAACCACUGCCCGGACUUUCAAUUUCUGUAAAUCAGGGGUGUCCAAACUUUUUCCUCAGAGGGCCGCAUACAGAAAGAUUUCUACAUUAAAGAUGCUAACACCAAUCCAUUUACUGUAGGUCAAUAUAUAGCUAGCUGGACAAAAUAUACUCGACAAAGCAAAUUAUUGUAAAACCCAAUAGCAUAUAUCUCAUUAAUAAUGAGUUUUCUAAUUUUCCGAAUAUGCCAAUUCACAUUGAAAAAAUAAGCUGUGGGUCAGAAAUUGCCCUCUGCCCGUAUUUUGGACACCCUUGCUGUAAACCCUUUUUACUUUCACACACUGUCUGAUAAAAUGUUAAAUAUUGCUGUACAUAGUAUUUCCCGUGGUUCCCUUCUUUUCUUUUUUCUGGAAUACUCACUAAUGCUUUUUUUUCCCCAUUUGUUUAUAUUUGCUAUUCAUUUCUGUGGAUGAAAUUUGAGUUUCUGCUUUUAAGUGUGUUUAUUUCAUUAUAAAUAAUAUUUCAAGUACAGUAAACACAUGAGUCAAAUGGACCUCUGGCUAGUAAAAGCUACUUUGGGAUUUGAAACCACUGCAACCACAAUGCUUUUCCUGCAUUUGUUUGUUUUUGUUUUUAUUUAGAAUGUAAUUAUUUUAUCUAAAUCAUGAUACUAUCCCCUCUUUUUAUUUACCGGGAUGGAGGGAAUGGUCGGGCAAAUAUGCUUAUAUUAAUUUUAGACAGAAAAAUGAUUUGUUUUAUAUGGUUGGUUAAAAAAAAAAGUGAUGCAUUCAGUGCCAGCAGUUGUGAAAAAAUAAAUGUGGUUUUCCUAAAAGAGGACCAAAACAACAAAAAUGUCCUUUACUGAAGAAUGACUUGAUCUGAUACAGUUGAGGUGGAUUUUGAAAUAAAAGAUGUUGUAUGUAUGAUCCUCAUGUUUGUAUGCUUGCAGAAAAUACAGAGUGUUAUGUGUUGAAGAGUUAAAUGCUGUGUGCUGAACUAAAACCAAAUUAAAACUGUAAAA